Molecule: messenger RNA, 1411 nt
Organism: Limulus polyphemus (Atlantic horseshoe crab)
Lineage: Eukaryota; Metazoa; Arthropoda; Merostomata; Xiphosura; Limulidae
Product: ionotropic receptor 25a-like
Exons: 9
Coding region: 11-1411 (466 amino acids)
Cellular component (GO): membrane
Molecular function (GO): ligand-gated monoatomic ion channel activity
Source: RefSeq, a predicted model, not a curated record
AAUUUUCAUUAUGCAGAAUGUUGCACAUGUUAUAUUACUUUCUACUAUUGUUCAUAAGUGUAUUUUUUCAAGUGCUGCAUCUUCUCUAGAUGAGCCCAUAUUUCAACGGAUAUUUCCCAUUCGAAUGUCUACCUGUGACAACAGCCUGGCUUAUUCUUUUCCGGAGAACAAAGCGUUUAACCAAACACGACACGUUAGAGUUGUAGCUGAGGAAUGGCUACCGUUUGUGAAGGUGGACGUGAUUGGUGCUUGUCUGGCAGUCCGGGGUCCAAUGGCCGAAAUUCUACAUCUCCUGUCAACUAAUUUAAAUUUUACUAUUGGUCAGAAAAACAUUUGCAAUAUUCUAGACUGGCAAGAAGCCGAAUUCCUUUUGACACCAGUCUCAGCUAAUUUCGAAAGACUUGAAGUGGCCGACUUCACAAGACCUUUAAUGGUUGAUCCUCAAGCCUUAUUGGUUGCUAGUCCAACUGAGGAGAACAAUGCUUUCGGUUUGUUUUUAUCCUUAAAUUGGGAAGUGUGGCUAGCGUUAUUAAUCAGUAUGUUCAGUCUUUCGUUCGUCAGCUGGAUUUUCGAUAUAAUUAAAAAGAAACAACCGUUUGAAGAGAAGACUUCUGGAGUUUUGGACAAUUUGUGGCAUUUCUUUAUAUGCAUUUUAUUACAAGGUUUCGAGCGUUUGCCUUCUAGUUUCUCAAAGCGAUUUCUGAUUGGAGUUUGGUUGAUUGGAUGUUUUGUGACAAUGUCAGCUUUUAGCGGACUAUUAGUUUCAAAGUUAACACUACGGAAAGCCACAAAUAGGAUUGAUAGCCUGGAAGAUCUUCUGGAGCGUCCACAAAUUACUCCUGUUAUUGAAAGAGGCGGUUUUUUCGAAUCAGUUAUUAAGGAAAAAGAAAGUGGAGUAUACAGUCAACUGUGGGAUAUUGUAUCUAAGUCUUCGGAAAAUCGGAAACCAAUGAGAGAGAUGUUAACCGAUGGAAUGAUUGACAAGAUAGAGGCCAGAACACAUGCUAUUUCACUGCAGUUUAUAACUCUGAAGUCAAGGAUCAACAGCCGUUUCGAUUAUAAAGGACAUUGUUCCUUGUAUAUCGCUAAAAAAACGUUUUUUCCCAAGAUUACAGUAGCAGCCAUGAGAAAAGACAUAUCCGUUGUUUUAAAACAACAGAUAAAGCAAAAAGUUUCUUUAGCAGUGGAUCACGAUCAGCUUGGAUAUUGGAUAGAGCUGAUGAUGAGAAACUACCAAAGAUGUAUGGCAUCUGUUCCAUCCUCCUUUCGUUCACUCAGAGUGGAAGACCUUCGGGGUGCAUUCUUCUGCUUGUUCAUGGGAUUAGGUUUAGCUGUUAUCGUUUUCAUUUUGGAAACAAUAUUUGCUUUAAGUUAUUUAAGAAGGAAGCCAAGGUGUUUGUCUAACUCUUGA